Messenger RNA from Daktulosphaira vitifoliae (grape phylloxera), 1083 nucleotides. RefSeq lists its product as uncharacterized. The record is from RefSeq and is a predicted model, not a curated record. Gene Ontology annotation, biological process: sensory perception of taste. The coding region runs from base 68 to 973 and encodes 301 amino acids. Lineage: Eukaryota; Metazoa; Arthropoda; Insecta; Hemiptera; Phylloxeridae. The transcript has 4 exons. Gene Ontology annotation, cellular component: neuronal cell body; axon; membrane.
GACUGCAUGCUUUAUAUCCAGCUUAGUACUUUUUUGUAAAAUCUCUUCAUCAUUGGAGAGAUAUAAUAUGAAUAUAGAAGCAUAUGAACUAUAUGCUCCAUUGACUAGAAAAGAUCGGUAUAAGUAUUUUAAAUUUAUAAUAAUAGAGGGAUUUUUCUUGUUGUGUACAAUGUUACCGAUAAAAUUAGUGUGGAUGUCUUUGAUGUACAAAAAGAAAGAUAGCUAUUUCAAGCUUAUAUUUUUCGUUUUGAUAUACUUUGAAAACUUGAUUAUGGCUAUCAUUGAAUGGUAUUUCGUUAUGAAAUGUUGGAAAUUAAAAUUAAUGUUUCAUAAAAUUAACAAAAACUUGAAAGAAUUAAUGGGUAUAUACUCAAACGAUUUUCGGCCAAAAGACAAUGUGUACAACAAAAACAAAAUUAAAACCAAUUGGUGCACACGUGUAUGGCGACACCCAUCAUCCGUAAAAGUUUCUAGUAAAUGUAUCUAUAUAGAAUCGGAAGAUAUGGCGAAAAUUGUCGAAAAAUUGAGAAUCAGGCACCAACUUACUCGUGAAGCUGUAAGCAGUUUGAUUGAUUUAUUCAAUAUACCUUUGUGCUUGUCUUUAUGUGCACUGAGCAUAAAGACUUUAUUCGAUAUAUACUACGAAGUUUUUAAACUGCGAACUUUAGUUUAUGAAUUCAAAAUUUAUAUCUACUUAUGGCUAUUGCAAUACUCAUACAGAUUUUAUAUGAUAGUUAUGACUACCGACACAACAAUGAAGCAGGCGAACAAAUCAAAAAUGCUUAUUACAAAUUUAAACAAUCGUUACUUGAAUUCAAGUGUAAAAGAAGAACUUCAACUCUUUUUUGAUCAAUUAAACAACACGACAAUGGAAAUAAACGCAUGUGAUAUUAUUCCUUUAAAUAACAACCUAAUAACUUCUGCGAUUGCUGCAGGAACCACUUACUUGGUGUUAUUGUUACAAUUUAACUAAAACGACGCAAAGUAUUCAAUAUUACGCAUCAAUAAUUUUUUUUUAUAGGUAAAUAACUUGAGUUUCAAUUUCAAUAUUGUUAAAUUACAUAAAAUAGGGGUAAGUACACA